AAAAAAAAAAAAAAAAAGUACAGAUGAUAGCGCUCGGCUGUGUAUAAAAAGGCAUGCUGCUGCUUCAGCAGGUAUCCAACUCUGAACCUUCUGCAAGACGACAGCAAAGAUGAGAGUGUGUGUGAGCGUGCUGGCCCUGGCAGUGCUGCUGUGUGUGCAGUGGCAGGUGCAGGCAGAUCUGAGCCGAGCUGAGAUCCAGAGAGCUGUGAGAGCGGCCAAAGUCAGUGUGGACUCAGCCUACGAGUACUCCAGGAGGGAGAGCCUGUCUCGGGUGAGGAGGAACUUGGCGUCUCCUGCAGAUCGCCUGAGGCUCAUGAAGAGCCCGGUGGGACAGACCCGAGAGGCAGCGAGGUGUGCAGACUACAUGAACAUCGCCCUGAACUACCUCCAGAACCCAGAAUUACAUCACAUCAGACGCAGACGCGACACCUCCAACAGCACCAACUUGACAGACAACGACAUGGCCGCGGUGGCAGCAGAGAGCGGCUGUGCCCGCCUCACUGCAGAACCCUCCUGUUCCAGUGUGCCCAACCUGUACAAGUACCGCACUGCCAACUCUGUGUGCAACAACCUGAAGCACCCGCUGUGGGGAGCAUCCAACACCCCCUUCCGGCGCCUCCUGGCGGCAGAGUACCAGGACGGAAUAUCUCUGCCCAAGGGCUGGGACCCCGAUGUCAAGAUCAACCAGCACACCCUUCCACUGGUGAGAAACGUGUCCAACCACAUCCUGAGCACGGGGAACACAGUGGACGAUGACCCUCUCUUCUCCAUGAUGGUGACCUUCUUUGGUCAGUGGACUGACCAUGACCUGACCCUGACCCCUCACUCUCCGGUCAUCAGCUCCUUCAACUCCACUGAGACCUGUGAGAAGACGUGUGAGCGUUCUUUACCCUGCUUCCCCAUAGAGGUGCCCAGUGGAGACCCGCGGCUGCCCCAGGGCGGGUGCAUGCCGUUCAUCCGCUCGUCGCCGGUGUGUACGGGCAGUGCGGUCAGGGAGCAGAUGAAUGCCCUGACCGCCUUCGUGGACUUGGGGCAGGUGUACGGGUCAGACCAGACCCAGGCCCGGGCUCUCCGGAAUCUCUCCUCAGAUGAGGGCCUCUUGAGGGUCAACCAGCAGUACGAUGACAACGGGCGCGAGCUCCUGCCCUUCAGCACCAUGGACAUAAACAUGUGUGCCACCAGGGCGAAGAUCACCAACGACUCCAACGCACAGGAGGUGCCCUGCUUCAAGGCGGGUGACGGGCGUGUGGAUGAGAACAUCGCUCUGACAGCGCUGCACACGCUCUUUUUGAGGGAGCACAAUCGCCUGGCCCGCAGGCUGGCACUGCUCAACCCUCACUGGGGUGGGGAGAGACUGUACCAAGAGGCCCGCAAGAUCCAGGGGGCUGUUUCACAGGUGAUCACGUACAGGGACUACCUGCGGCACAUCGUGGGCCCUGAUGUGAUGGCCAGCCGUCUGUCCUUGUACCCAGGCUACGACGACAGGGUGGAUCCCAGUAUCUCCAACAUGUUCGCCACCGCUGCCUACCGCUUCGCGCACCUCAUGAUCAAGCCGACCAUCUCCCGCUUCAACGAGCAGUACCAGGAGCACCCCAUCUACAGGAGCCCCCUGCUGCACAAAGCCUUCUUCGUCCCCUGGAGGAUGGUCUUUGAAGGUGGAGUGGACCCCCUCCUGCGUGGCAUGGUGGGCACUCAGGCCAAACUCAACACACAGAAUCACAUGAUGCCCGACGAGCUCCGCGAGAAGCUCUUCAAGUUCACCGAGGCUGUAGCACUGGACCUGGGCUCUCUGAACAUGCAGCGGGGACGGGACCACGGCCUUCCAGGCUACAACGCGUGGAGGGGCUUCUGCGGCCUGUCCCAGCCCAAGACGGUGGCAGAGCUGGGGCAGGUGCUGGGGAACAAUAACCUGGCGCAGAAGCUGAUGGACCUGUACGGGACCCCAGACAACAUCGACCCGUGGCUGGCAGGCAUGUCCGAGCCCCUGGUCCCCGGGGGCAGGGUGGGCCCGAUGUUCGCCUGCCUCAUCGCCGAUCAGUUCCAGAGGAUACGCCAGGGGGACAGACUGUGGUGGGAGAAUGAAGGUGUGUUCACCGAGAGACAGAGACGGGCCCUCCGUGACGUGUCCCUGGCCCGGAUCAUCUGUGACAACACCGGCAUCACAGAGGUCCCCCGGGAGCCCUUCCAGUACCGGCCCCGAGGGACCGGCUACGACUCCUGUAGCGACAUCCCGGAGCUGGACCUGUCUCCCUGGGAGGAGAACCAAUUGCGAGGACCCCCGGGACCUCCAGGACCUCCAGGACCCCCAGGACCCCCUAGCGGAACCCCUAAUGUGGCCUUCUCCGCUCGCCUGGGCAACAACUUCCCCGCAGAGCACAAAGCCAUCGUGUUCCAAGACGUGCUGUACAACCACCCGGGGCACUACAACCAGAAGCGCGGCCGCUUCGAGUGCAAAGUCGCCGGAGUCUAUGAGUUCCACAUGACUCUGGUCAUCAAGGACGCCUCUGUGGGCGUAGACAUGAUGCUCAACGGGAACCGCCUCCUGCACUCCUACAACACACACCACGGCGGCUCUAUCAUGGCCAGCGGCACCACCAUCACCCGCCUGAAGAGGGGCGAUGAAGUCUACCUCGUCAUCAGUGAAGGCAGCAACAGCAUCCUGAAGGACAGCCAGUUCACCGGACACCUGCUGUUCGAGAACAAGAACGAGCUCUGAAGCGGCACCGGACCAGGACAGGACCAGGACAAACUCAGGACAAAAUAAGAAUAAAAUCUAAAUAAAAUCAAGACAAAAUCAGAAAAAAGCCAAACAAAAGGAGAACAAAAUCUAGACAGAAUAAAAUCUAAAUAAAAUUAGAACAAAAUUAGAACUAAAUUUGGACAAAAACAGGACUUCACCACGACCAAACCUGAAUAAAUCCAAGUAAUAAAACCCAAACUGGAAAACAAAACAAAACUAAACCAAGACUGUAAAAGGUCUGGUUUGAAACCGAAGUGUGUUGUGCUCUACAAUACUGUGUAUUACUCUAUGCACAACACAGUGAAUGUGUUCAGGAUUUAUAGUAUAUUUAUAGAGUAUAAAGUUUAUACAGAAACACAGAAGCAUUAGUACAUUUUAAAGAGCCACACUCAAAAUGAGAUGAAAAUAAUGAAGUAUAGUAUUUAAGUAUUUUACAUUGUUUAAACAAGAAGAACAUUUUAGUGACUUUUCUAUGAAUUAUGCUGAAUGAUUCUUUUAAUGUGCUAAAUUUCAAGCGAUGAAGCCGCAGCAGACUUGAAGCUGUAAAUCUGGGAGAAUGAAGAGGUUCGUUAGUUAUAAUAUGUAAAUGAAUCAGUCUUUUUUUCUUGAAUAAAUAAAACAGUAUUAAUAUUAAUUAAA
Boleophthalmus pectinirostris (great blue-spotted mudskipper) is the source of this 3379-nucleotide messenger RNA. RefSeq names its product eosinophil peroxidase-like. The transcript has 15 exons. The record is from RefSeq and is a predicted model, not a curated record. Gene Ontology annotation, molecular function: protein binding; heme binding; peroxidase activity. Lineage: Eukaryota; Metazoa; Chordata; Actinopteri; Gobiiformes; Gobiidae. The coding region runs from base 110 to 2716 and encodes 868 amino acids. Gene Ontology annotation, biological process: response to oxidative stress.